AUGGUCCUCAAGUUGUUUCCUCGCGGCUUUGCCACAGCUACCUCGGCCAUCUCAACCAUCCGUGCACAGACGCACACCCACAAACAAACUCUCAACUACGCUGCCCCAGUCCUCCUCGCUGGUGGCUGUCUUGCCUAUGCGUUCUCAGGUUCCAAUGACAAGGACAAGCCGGAGCGUGGCAUUCGAGCUGUCCCAACUCGUGACCUGAUUCGUGGUUACCUCGUCUACGCCGCGUGCUCAAUUCCCGCCCUCAUCGACGCCUCCCCCGCCAUCCUCCAUGCCUUCGGAUCAUCUCCCAUCCCGGGCCUUCCCGCCCUCGCAAACACGGUGGUGCGACACACCUUCUUUGCGCAGUUCGUGCCCGGAGAGACCGUUGAGGAGUGCAUGCCAAUUCUCGCUCAGAUGCACAACCAAAACGUGGGCGGUGCCCUCAACUACUGCGCGGAAGCAGAACAAGGCGAGCUAGACCACACGGCUGUGCGCGACGCAAAGGAACUCAACCGGUGCUUGGCAGAGUGUUAUAAAGGAAUUGAAGAGCUUGGUAAACUCGAAGAUCAGAUUGAGGCGGCAGGAGGAAGGCGUGGUGCCUCUGCGUUUGCGGUCAAGGUCACGGGCCUUCUGGACAAUGGCGUCUUGGUCCGCGCUUCAAACACUCUGAUGCGCUACCGUUCAGUUGUGCCGGUCGACGAUACUGUACCGUGCCCUGGGCUACCUACGUCAACAGACGACAUUGUCGUUGCUUGCGGGCCCGGAUCCACAGACCUGGUCCCCAUUUGCGACGACUCGCUCCAGCCACUCGGGCGCCUCCACUCUGACGAGUAUGCCACAGACGACGAUCGUGAGAUCCUAUACGACAUGUACCAAAAGCUCCGUCACAUGGCCGAGUUGGCCCGCGAUCGCGGCGUGAAGCUCGUGAUUGAUGCCGAACAUGUGGAGACCCAGCCCGUCCUCGACGCAUACACCCUCCUCCUCUGCCAAGAGUUCAACAAACCCAGGCCUGGACAAAAGUUCAGCGGUCCUUUGAUUUUUGGCACUUUCCAGUCAUAUCUUCGCCGCCAGCCCCAAUACAUUCGCUACAUGCUCAAUCAUGCCCAGGAGAACGGUUAUUCCUUGGGCAUGAAGAUUGUUCGCGGGGCAUACAUUGACCAGGACCGCGCCGCUUGGUAUCACGAAGGGCGCCCUGGUGAGGACCCCAUGUGGCCAGACAAACCCGCUACGGAUAAGAGUUACAACGAUGCCAUCGACCACAUCAUUUCCCAGCUCUCCUCACAGCUCGCCUUGUCCAAACCUGAACUCGCCCCGUCGGUCAUUUUCGCGACCCACAAUGCAGACUCCGUCGACACCAUUAUCGACAAGCUGCAAAAGUACGGGCUGGUCGAUCCCACCGAGGACGACAGACUGCGGCUGAAGGACAGUGUCGCAGGAAAGGUUUUCAUUGCUCAGCUGUACGGCAUGCGCGAUGACCUGUCCGACAAGGUUGUGGAGAAGUUUGACUCCCGGGGCAUCCCCAUGUCGCUCAAGUAUGUUGCUUACGGCACCCUUGCCGAGGUCGUCCCUUUCCUCGCCCGCCGUGCAUACGAGAACAAGAGUGUCAUGUCGGGCAGCGGUGGUGCCGUUGCUGAGCGGAAGCGCAUCCGGAGUGAACUGAUGCGUAGGGUCCUUGGUACUCAGUAG
Molecule: messenger RNA, 1674 nt
Organism: Apiotrichum porosum
Lineage: Eukaryota; Fungi; Basidiomycota; Tremellomycetes; Trichosporonales; Trichosporonaceae
Exons: 3
Coding region: 1-1674 (557 amino acids)
Cellular component (GO): mitochondrion
Molecular function (GO): proline dehydrogenase activity; FAD binding
Source: RefSeq, a predicted model, not a curated record